GCACAGAAAGGUUCUAUUUGUGUUUCACUAAACUCAGUCUGCCACAACACACGAAAGGAAGGUUGCAGUGUAAAUUAAAAAAAGUCAGUUACCCGCAAAAACCCUAAAAACCGUCCCUUCAGUCGUACACGAGUGUGAAAUCAGUGGCAGUGUGUGUUCACAUCAUGUUUCUGGACGCGGCGGCCCCCAAACAACGGAUUGUUAUGUGAUUUCGCUAUACCAUAAUGGCCGGCCAUGUUUGCCGGAAGGAGGCGCAGGUCGUCCAACAUCCGGGUGAUGCAGUUGUUCCAUGAGCUGAAGCAACAAUUCCCAACCGUUCCCGAUCACGUAGUGAGCGCUUGCAUAGCGACCCACGCCCAUUCAAAUUCGCCCAGCAAAGACACUACCAUCCGCGAGAUCUUAGAAGCGGCAGCCGCCCUCAACCAACAAGAGCCGAUGGGACGUUCUCCACCACCCUCCCAAGAACCACCCACCCUCACCCACCCCUCGUCCCGCGAUUCGGAAGAAGCAACCGCGACAACGUCAACCGAACGAAACGAAAUGAACGACAGUGAGAGUGACAUUAAUCGAAAUGUUGUGAAGUCGACCGGUGUUACGUUUUCGAAAAAGUACGAGUCGGUCAGUGUGUGCACGUCCCAGAAGACGUCGCAGACGACGUCCACGGGCAAGAGCACCUUCUUCGUCAAGCGACCAGACAAGUUGGACAUCAGGCCCGACUCGGACUUCCCUCCGCGCCACACCAUCCAGCUGUCCGAGAAAUGCAAGGACGUGUACAAACUCUUGAACUCGGAUAACGUGAGUGAUAAGCCGCCGAGGUCGCCGAGCACGUACAAGCGCCUCUCCGCCACCCCCAAGGGCUCGCCGACGCGGACCCAGGACGCGAGGUCCCCGCUGGCCUCUCCGGAGACCGCCAAAAGACUGCAAGAGGAAGGGCGGAGGAAGGAGACGGCGUCCACGCCGACGCAGACCACGGACACGCUGCUGGGCGGCAACAGCGUCAACGUGUCGCUCAACGUCAACUGCUCGAUGGACGUGGUGCAGAGCCCCACGAGGCGCCGGUCCGUGAUGCAGGUGACGCCGGAGCAGCCCUGGCUGCAGGAGCCUUCUUCCCCGAGGAGUUACACGAGCGUCAACCUCACGCUGAGACCGCCCUCGUCGGAACCGCAGCCACCGAUCGACAUCACUUCCCAGAACUCGAGUCUGACGUAUUCGACUAGCAGCUUCGACUCGCAAAAGGGGCUGCAGAGUCGGCUGCAGAUCACGGUGGGGCCAGGCGGAGGGAGCGUCUCGGCGACGAGAACCAGGCCGAGGAGCAGUUACCAUCCGGAGGGGAGCGUGGAGGAGGUGGUGCCCUAUAGGGCCGGGUCGUUGAACAAUCUAGCGGCGGCGAGUGAGCCUCCAGUGAUACUGAAGCAGCAGGCACGGAUCGAAAGACUUAAAAUCGAACUCCGGACGGAGAAGGCCAAGUUGGAGGUGAUGCAGAACGAAGUUGCCGAUCUGGAGGGAAAUCGUGUCAAACCAAUCGAGUACAAAAUCGACGCGGAAGUGGAGAAGCAGCUGAGGAGAGAGAUCAAGCAUUUGCAGUACCAGUGUGAACAGCUGGCACUUGAGGCUGAUAAAAAUGCACCCGUCGACAUUCAAGAAGACUUCUACCACAACAUAUACACGGGUCAGAGGGGUCCCCUGAACAUAGAGGGGGGCUCUCGUGUUCGGAGGCUCGAGGGCCGGUACACCCAGCCGCCUUUGAGCGCGUUUCAAGACAACGAGGGUCCUAAAUGGAAUUGUCACUUGUGUACAUUCCUUAAUCAUCCAGACUUGGAUAAAUGUGAACAGUGCGAAAUGCCUAGGAUAUUACACGGUAAAAGUCCUUCUAAUCCGAAUAUUAACUACAACAUCCAGCAACCCCGCCCCACUAACUACAACCUAGUGCCGUCGUACAGUCUUCCAAAUUUUCACGAGACGAGCAGACCGCCGAUGGUGGUCAAUCGGCCCAUCGGAUUUCUCGUCGACAACGACCUACGUUACGUUGCUCAAAAUUUCAAUAAUUGCCCGCAGUUCACUAGGCCAAAUUGAAUGGCUGUGAUUGUACCUCUCGAACUGUGAUACUGACAUUCUAAAGCGUGUUGUUUUAUUUUGUAUUAGAUUUUUGAGAGGGUUUGGUACCUUAAUAAUAAUUGUAUCAAUUGUUGAUGAAUAAAAUUUAUGCAUUGUUCUAA
Zophobas morio is the source of this 2216-nucleotide messenger RNA. It is a transcript of the gene Tab2, whose product is annotated as TAK1-associated binding protein 2. NCBI's taxonomy places the organism in Eukaryota, Metazoa, Arthropoda, Insecta, Coleoptera, Tenebrionidae. Bases 235 to 2073 code for a protein of 612 amino acids. The transcript is spliced from 4 exons. The record is from RefSeq and is a predicted model, not a curated record.